UGGCGCCAAUAACUUGACCCGACGUCAGAAUCCGGAUUCUAUUAAACUUCCCUCUCCGUGUUCCGACUUCAAUUGUAAAAUCCCUAGCUAGGGUUCAUCAUUCAUGCUGUAGAAAGGCAUCCUGCAUUCCUGCCCAGUUCGUACCUAUUUUAUACUAAUUGCUACUCGGAACACUAUAUACAUAUAGCAGGUGAAAUGGCGGAGGUGAUCUCAGUUAUGGACAUUGACGAUGACCAAAACGAGGGCAACAUCAGUUCAAAGCUCAACAAGGGGAAAAACAUCGCCACCAAAGCCACGCCUUGGGUUGAAAAGUAUCGUCCUCAGUCCCUCUCCGACGUCGCUGCCCAUAAGGACAUUGUCGAAACCAUUGACAGGCUUGCGAGUAGCAACAGGCUACCGCAUCUGCUGCUGUAUGGGCCUCCCGGAACUGGGAAGACCUCCACAAUUCUUGCCAUGGCUCGGAAGCUUUACGGAGCGCAGAUGCAAAAUAUGGUUUUAGAGUUGAAUGCUUCUGAUGAUCGUGGGAUUGAUGUUGUAAGGCAGCAGAUUCAGGACUUUGCUAGUACUCAAAGCAUCUCCUUUGGUGCGAAGUUUGCUGUGAAGUUAGUGCUGUUGGAUGAGUCAGAUGCCAUGACAAAGGAUGCACAGUUUGCUCUGCGUCGAGUAAUUGAGAAAUACACAAGACAUACUCGGUUUGCACUGAUUUGCAACAAUGUCAACAAGGUGAUCCCUGCAUUACAAUCACGGUGUACACGGUUCCGGUUUCCACCUCUUGAGGCUGUUCAUGUAACUGAGAGGCUUAAACAUGUUAUUGAAUUGGAAAGACUUGAUGUACCAGAGAGUGGCUUGAAGGCACUGGUGCAGCUUAGCAAUGGUGACAUGAGAAAGGCUUUGAACAUUUUGCAGUCAACGCAUAUGGCCUCUCAGCAGAUAACAGAAGAGGCUGUCUAUUUAUGCACUGGGCAUCCAUUGCCCAAAGACAUAGAGCAAAUCUCAUACUGGCUUCUAAAUGAGCCCUUUGCUGUCGGUUAUAAACGAAUAUUGGAAACUAAAACAAGGAAAGGAUUGGCUUUGGUAGAUAUUGUAAGAGAAGUGACCAUGUUUGUCUUCAAGAUAAAGAUGCCAUCGGAUGUGCGUAUUCAGCUUAUAAAUGCUAUGGCUGAAAUUGAAUAUAGGUUGACCUUCGGUUGCAAUGAUAAGUUGCAGCUUGGAUCAUUGAUAGCCGCUUUUACGCAAGCACGGUCUGCUCUGGUUGCUGCUGCAAAGUAGCCACACAAUGGUUUUGUAACAUAGUUUCUAUUUUGUCAUUGCUCUGUUCUAUUGACUGGGGAGUGUUGGAUGUUUUGAGAAUGCUAAUUUAGUAUCAUGGGUAAUGUUUUUAGUGUAAA
Messenger RNA from Ipomoea nil (Japanese morning glory), 1388 nucleotides. Its product is annotated as replication factor C subunit 3. Gene Ontology annotation, molecular function: DNA binding; ATP hydrolysis activity; ATP binding. The record is from RefSeq and is a predicted model, not a curated record. Lineage: Eukaryota; Viridiplantae; Streptophyta; Magnoliopsida; Solanales; Convolvulaceae. The coding region runs from base 196 to 1269 and encodes 357 amino acids. The transcript is spliced from 9 exons. Gene Ontology annotation, biological process: DNA repair; DNA-templated DNA replication. Gene Ontology annotation, cellular component: nucleus; DNA replication factor C complex.